Molecule: messenger RNA, 24408 nt
Organism: Pelobates cultripes (western spadefoot toad)
Lineage: Eukaryota; Metazoa; Chordata; Amphibia; Anura; Pelobatidae
Source: the annotation of a GenBank genome assembly
CUGAGCGAAGCUAUUCCGAUCCCGCAGGCCUUCCAUUAACCGCUCCUAGCGGGUCCUUCUACGAUCCGCUGUUUCUUGGCUCGCUUCUUUCACAUCUACUUCGCGUUUUCCUCACUCCCUCCUGCCAGCUGCCAGGCCGCCGUAGCGACGCUGCGUAGUCGUCAAGGCUCCCAUUAGUACGUCACAAUAGUGCGCCGAAUGGACGCCGUGCCACACUGCUCGGGAGGGCAGGCGCGCGUUGAUGACGUCAGCCGCGCGGUCUCAAUCUGCUGGGGGAGUGUGAGUGUGACAGGGAGCCAGCAGGACAGUCAGGUGAGACAGGUAGAACCCAGGGGAGCUAUAUGAGUACAGAGUACAGAGUACAGAGUACAGAGUACAGAGUGUUAUUAUUACCAUGUCUAGUAUUACAAUACCCAACCUGUGUGUUUUAAGCCAGAGAGCAAUUUGAGUUAAUUCUUUAAACUGUUAGCUCUAAAUAUUCACGUUAUUGUAUCUGAUAUGUUUGUAACUUUAUAGAAUUACUACAUUGGGGUGAUAUUUACAUUAGCUUUUGUUGUGAUAAAAAAUAUAUAUACUUUAUUUUUUUUUUGCCAUUUUUAUUUUUUUAUUCCACAACUUAAAAUGAAACUUUUGGCUACUCUGCUCAUUACACUACUGAGGGAAACUUUUAAAAAUCACCUUUUACCUUGUGUUAACAUUUUUCCUGGGAUGCUACAUUUUCUAUUCAAGGAGCACUCUUAAGCAGCAUAACCAGUACAGUACUAUGUAGUAGUUAUGGUGGGCUGUAUAACAUGGCGUCCACAUCCUCCUAGUGUAAGAAGUCAAACUGUUUUAAAACAUCGGGAUGCUACUCUUCGUGCCUCCUUGAUGAUUGGGAUAACUUAUGUGUUGUCCACAUGAAUUUUCACUCCAUGGUUUUGCAGGAGGUGCUUGUAGUGGCGUAGGACUAACUCUGUAACUUUUGACCAGCAACCUUGGACAUAAAUGAAAUCUAGGUUAGCUCCCCAUCCAGUCUUGUUGUUGAAGCCUUUAAAAAUAUGUACUUCCACCAACAUAUACUGAUCCAGGGAUACUUGACUGAAAUGACACAGGAAAGUAUUUCUGGGGAAUUCUUAUAUUUUAUUGUGCCUAUCUGGUCUGACCUCUGAUGGAGGAAAAGAACUUGUCCUAACUUCUUCUGGAUCCAAAGAACUCUCCCCCUGGAAAAGAACUCUGUAGCUAUGAUUGUGUCAAAUCUGGCUCCCAGGUCAAUCUUUUGAUGAUUUAUCAGUAUCUACAGUGAUAUCGGUUUUUGUUCCAGUAGAGACUUACUGAGGAAAGAAUUAGGAUGUUGUCCAGAUAAUGGAAAAGCAUUUUAUUUCCUCAUUCCUGACACCAAAGCCAUUAGAAUCUUUGAGAAGGUUUGUGGGGCUGCAUUCAACCAGAAAGAAAGAGCAUAAAACUAGAAAGGUCUAAUUGAGACCUGGAAAUAAGCAUCUUGGAGAUAAUCCAGUCCAAUGAUGCCACCACUUUGAUCAAGAACGCAGAUUCCAUCUUGAAUCUCUCUAUGUCUAGGAAUAUCUGGAGACUUUUGGUGUGAGGAAGAUUCUGAAGUAAAACACUUGAUUUUGGUAAAGAAAGAGACCUUUUGAGAUUACUUUUUGACUCAGCAGAGUGGAGGCAAAAUAUGUCAGUGCUACACACUAUCCUGAAUCGCAGGCAAAGGGACUGGAGAAAGUCCAUCAAGUAGCCAUCUCCCAAAAUACAAAGAAUUAUGGCAUCUUGAAUAAACCACGACCAGACCUCUGUAAACACACUCGAGGAUGAGCUAGGAUCUUAUCAUGCUUGGAGUGUCCAGUCUUCAAGGAAGACUGGCCUUAUUUCCAUUGUCGAAAAUCUUUGCCUGGAUAAUGCUAGAUUGUCUCCCUGUAAGAUCCUGAGUGCCAUAAAGAUCUCCUGUCGAAUGUUGGGACUUUACAUGGUCCUCUCUCUUGUGGCAAAAAGGCCAUCCGCCUACUUGAUGCUUUCAUUAAGAUACUUCGCAAAAGAGCAUUUCUCUGUGAAGGGCAUUGCACACAGGCUGUUCUUUGUUGCCACGUCUGCUACCCAUGACCUUAGCUACAUGGUCCUCUUCACCAACACAGAUUGAACUAUGGAACAGUAGAUGGACCAAACUGGUCCACUGGUGCUUCAGAAGAAAAUUCAGAAGCCAGUUUAAAUUUGUUGUGGGACUCCAUGAUCUGGAAGCCCCAUAAUGUGGCAGUGUCUCCGACCAGUGUCUCCGACCAGUCCUCCACCCAAUCUGAUCCAUCAGAGAGCCUGGGCCUUUUUGCUUGCUUUGCCAGCUUCUUUUAUUCAUUGUGAUUCAGCCUUAUUGAUGUCAUCAGACAUCUGGAGAGACACUAGAUGUACCCAUAGCAGCACACAAAUGCUUUCCUCACAGGCGUUGUUGCACGCUUCAUAAUACACAUAUUUAUCCUUCCUUUUGCGUUAAGAAUCUGAAGAACAAACCCAUCACUUGCUCUUUUCAAAUUGCAUAGUGAGGGAUACAACAAUUAUUGGCUUACCUAAAACCUUUUGUGGUGCAUGCUCUUUAUAGACCAAGAUGGUGAACUCCUCUUCAGCAGCUGAAGACAUGAAGAAUAUCAAAGAAAUAAGAAGAGGCCAAACAUAAAGUAAAAUAUACCUUACCUAUAAGGUCCAAUAAACAAGAAAGAAAUAAAAUACUGCAAAUCUAAGAAAAUAUACUGCCACUUUAAAAUAGGGGGGAAUAUACAUUUCCUUCCAUACGUGUUAUGGCAUAACCAUGCGUCACACACAGAAACUAUGGAGCCAAGCCUAGAACUAAAAUGGCCACCAUAAGAGCCUAUGGAGCCAAACCUUAGCCACUGUAGCUAUAAAUGCUGCGAAAACAAACAAACAAAACCCACCCAUUUGGAAAGUUAAAAUAAAUAAAAAGGGUUGAGUACCACUGCACAUAGGAUAAACUUUCCCCUCAUGAGUCCAGGGAAGGAGGGACCAUAUAGCUGCUACCAUACAAGGUCACAGCAGCUGUAACCCCCCAAUUGCUAAUGAGGCUUUCAGGGGUCACCCCUCUUCAGUGUCAUGCCUAAGAGAUAGAAAGGCUGAGCGUCCCUGGGAUAAGGGCUAAAGGACACAGGUGAACAAAAAAUAAUCAUAAGCAAAAUGCUACCUAUCCCAAGAUGUUGACAGGGAAGGGGAUCUACUUUAUUAAAUUUGUUUACUUGUUCAAUACUUGUGAAUAUGCAGGAUAUGACUGAGUAAGAUGAUUUAGAAGAAUAUCUAACUCAGAUAUGACAAUUUCUUUUCUAAACACUUUGCUAUGCUGUUUUGUAAUGAAUUACUCUGUUUCCUUAGCUUGCCAAUUUCCAGUCCAGUUUGUUUUGGUGAGUUUGUCAGUGAUGGAAGUGUUGCGUAUCAGCAGAAUAUUGAAACUAGACAUCCAGAUUCUUUAAUAUAAUCGACAAUGUGCAGGAGUUACAAAAUGAAAUCCACAAUACCUCAAUAAGAAACUUCUUGGAUGAUGACCAUUUUGAUGGAGCUAGAACAAUUGUAAUGUUUUGUCUUUUCAUGAAUUACACAAAGCCACCAUAGACCCUAUAUCUCUGCGUUGAACCCUGAGUAAACCCUAUUUCUGCUUCCUUUUAGAAAUCUAUCACAACAUGGAUGGGGAGAAGAAAAUGGUAGUUGUGGAAAAUUUUGUGGAAUAUCAUCUUUUCUUAGUGUCUGAAGAGCCCAGUGAUCCAGAGCAACGAAAGCAAAUCCUUAAACAAUACAUAGAGCGCAUACUGGCUACGUUUGCACCUUUUUUAGCACCAUAUAUUUGGCAAAACCAACCAUUUAAUCUCAGAUAUAAAAGCAAAAAAGGUACUUAAAAGUUGUUGGUAACAUGACACUGUGUACAGAAUCCAUGUUGAAAAAAUGCAUAGAUGGUUUUCUGUAUAAAAUACAUUAUAAUCCAAAUGUUAUUCAGAAUGACAUGGUGAUUUGUUAUAUAUUAUGAGUAUGUAAAUUCAUGCAAUAUUUAAUUUUUUUGUAAAUUUAAUUCCAUUAAUCCAAAUAAAUUGAACUUGUGCCUGCAGAAACAUGCACUUUUUCACAGCAAAAACAUUAUAAAAUAAACAUGUAAUGCUCAGUACAGAAAAAAACUGUAAUCCCAUUGUUAAAGGGACACUAUAGUCACCAGACAGCUACAUCUUAUUGUAUGUGUUCUUGAGGGUGCUAUGUACAACAUAUCUGCUCUCCACAGCGAACUGGUAGUUAAGUUCUACAUGAGUUCGCCGCCUGAAAAGAGUAUCACAUGCUGACUAUUGAUUUCUAUGUAUUUCUCCCCAUCGUAAUUUUUUUCCCCCACUCUUGUGUCAAAACUAAUCUUAGCUGUACCACUAUUCCAAUCUGCCAUUAUUCUCUCAUGUAAUUGUAGGUUUCCAAAAUACCCUUAAAGGGACAAUAUAGUUACUAAGACAACUACAGCUUAUUGUAUUUGUUCCGGUGAGUAGAAUCGUUCCAUUCAGGCUUUUUGCAGUAAACACUGUCUUUUCAGAGAAAAUGCAGGGUUUACAUUAUAGCCUAUGGAUACCUCCACUGGCAACUCCUUAAAUGGCUACUAGAGGUCCUUCCUGGGGCAGUGCUGCACAUUUCAGUGUCUCCAUGAACUUUCCUCAUAGACAUUAAUUGAUUCAGUGCAUCUCUAUGAUGAGAUGCUGAUUGGCCAAUGCUGUGUUUGACUUGUGCCUACUCUACCCCUGAUCUGCCUCCUUGACAGUCUCAGCCAAUCAUAUUGGAAAGCAUUGUGAAUGGCUCAGAGAAUCUCUUGUGAUGAUGUCAGCCAAGCAGGCAGAUCAGAGGUCAAGCAGCAGCAGACUGGAGUAAAGGUAAAAGUUUACUCUAUUUAUGGGGGCAAGGGGGGUUAAAUGGUGUUUUUAACAUUAUAGGGUUAUGAAUACAUGUUUGUGUUCCUGACCCUAUAGUGUUCCUUUAAUCUGCAAAUUUGAAACACAAACAUGUUUAAUUUCAAGGGACACUAUAGGCAUCCCAACCACUUCUCAAUUAAGUGUACCAUGUCUCCCCCAUUUUAAUCCUGCAGCUUAAUUGCAAGGUUUAACUGCCUCAGAUGAUUGCCAUACUGAUAGCCAAUAGAGGCCUUUUUUUUUUUUGGCAAUAUAAUGGAGUAACCAUCUGAUCUGCACAAUGCAGCCUUUUGCACUAGCAUCUGAAUGCUUUCCUAUGGCAAAGCAUUGGGUUGGUUGAGAUCAUCAAUCUGAUAGCCAAGGAGGCACGACCAGCCAUGGACAAAGCAGUACGGGUUGGAUGCACGAUAAGUUAAAGGGACACUUCACUGCCCUAAUGGAAAAAAAAGUACAAAUCAUUGUCUAGUAGAUAUACCUCUAAUGCAUGCAUCCCCAGUGCAAUCUCCUUACAGAGGCGUGUGCUACACUGCUCUAACACCCACCUCUCUCCACCCGCUCUCUUCACUGAUUCACUUCCUCAAUGACCUCAAAACACUGGCUUUGUUAAUGAAAUCCCUCUGUUUCUGCACUCCCUAUCCAGUGCUAGCAGUUCUGGCUAGAGAGUUAUAUAGAAACUACAGUGCAUUCACCCAGGUUGCUAUGGUGCCUGUGGGUGGCCUCUUCUGCUCUCCUUUAUCAAUUGGUUUUUCCGCAUGGAGUGUAUACCGACGAAUUGAUUGACAAGUCGGAGAAAAACCUAGUUCAAGAACUGCUAGCACAAUGUAUAGAUAGCAUUGUGUGCUCUUUAAAAGAGCAGAAGUAGUUUUGGGCACUACAGUUACCCUUUAAAUAUUACAUUCAAAAUGUCACAGCCCUGAACUCAAUAUGUGUGUCGUACACUUUGAAGUGGCUUGAAAACCACUGAGGUAGGCAACUCAUUCUUCAAUUGGAAAUUUAAGUCGUAACGCAUUCUUUAUCUGUGAAAUAGCUAAUAUUAAUUCUCGCAAUUAAAAAAAACAAAAUAAAACGUCAUUAGGCUCUUACCAAUGUCAGGGAGUCUCACUUGUACUGGGAUAAGCAGUCCUGCUGCAGAAACCACUUUUUAUUUAUUUGGUUCAAACUGUUUUAUUCUGUUUUAUUGUUACUCAGGUAAUACUCCAGCUCAUAUUGGAGGAAUAACCUACUUUGGGGAUAAUAUUGAGGACGAGUGGUUCAUUGUGUACCUUAUCCAAGAGAUUACCAAGCAAUUCCCAGAACUGGCAGCAAGGUAAAGUUUCCUGUUCGUUAUAUUGUCUGAACACUGGUUUACUUUGUUGUUUUUUGUUUUCUUUUUAGAGUGGGGACUUUGUGACAAAAGCAUAUUAACCCCUUAAGGACCAAACUUCUGGAAUAAAAGGGAAUCAUGACAUGUCACACAUGUCGUGUCCUUAAGGGGUUAAAGGGGAACCAUCACAUCUCUGGAGAUUACACCACUGAAUUAAAAAAAAAAAAAAUUGAAAAGAAUAUAUAACUUGUGUUAACUUUUUCAUGUAGAGUUGUUUUCCAUGUUCCCGAUAAUAAAGAGAGGAGAUUUUUUUAUUUUUUUUAUGACCAAGGGAGAAAGAAUACUAGUGGGUUUUUUCGGCAUUUUUUUUUUUGUUCUGCCAAUCUACUUUUUUUUUUUUUAUAUAUUUGUAUUUUUGUUGUAGGAUUACAAGCUGACUUUGUGAGCCACAACAGCUAUAGAAAGCAUUUUAACAGGCACAGAAUUACAUUUGUAUGGCAUAACAGAUUGCUCAUUUUUUAAGGUAUGAUGUAGCGUUAAGUCACAGGGGUUAGCGCAGUGGGACUGCGUCUGAAGACAACAAUGAAAGUAACCCUCUGAAAACUGAAGUGAUAAUUGCUUAACCCCUUAAGGACACAUAAUGGAAAUAUUCCGUCAUGAUUCCCUUUUAUUUCAGAAGUUGUGUCCUUAAGGAGCUAAAGUAAUACAAAGAGUAUGAAUACCAAUCAAAGAAUACCUCCUUUUACAGAGGAGUGUGUAUAACAGAGAGUUUUAACAGUGAUUUCCAAGCUGCUCAAUACACUUAUGUGGAAGUAUCCUCUAUUCCACAAAACAAAAUUGAAAUAAUUAGUGAGGUGUAAGUGAUAAAAGACUUAUACCAGUAAGUGGAGCGCUUUUAGUACAUAUAGCUUACCAAAUGGUUUCUCAUUCAAUAGUAGAGUACAAAGUGCAUGUCAAAAGAGAAAUAUAAAACAAAAUAUAUUUAAAGGACUUUUUAUUAAGGACUUUUUUUAUUACUAUUGUUUUUAUUUUUGUUUUAUAUUUGAAUAAAUGUAUUACUUUAAGAUCCUUUUAAGUCCUUUCUUCAGGAAACCUCAAGAGUAUCUUCCCAGGGGUAGUGUCAUCCCCACUCAAAUUGGCACAACACUUAUAUACCUAGAGCUGGGACCCACAGGCUCAGGACCAGGUGAGCACACCACUUAUUUUUAAAUAAUACAGUGUUCUUAUAAACACCAUCUACACAUUGGUCUGCUUCUCCUAUUUUUAUCUUUGAGAAAUACCCCACACCGAAGGAGACGGGUGGUGCUACCCCCAAAAUAAGCACACACGCCAAAAUACGGAGCCAGUGUUUCUACAUACAGGCUCCCUAAAACGUGAGUGUUCCAUUUAUCAAGACACCACCAUUAUACUCUUAUUUUAUUUCAUUUUAAAACCGUCUGCACUAUAUUGUAUUUUUUAUAUUUCUCUUUUGACAUGCACUUUGUACUCUACUAUUGAAUGAGAAACCAUUUGGUAAGCUAUAUGUACUAAAAGCACUCCACUUACUGGUAUAAGUCUUUUAUCACUUACACCUCACUAAUUAUUUUAAUACAAAGAGUAGAAUGGAUUAAACUUUCCAGCUCUAAGAGGUAUAAGUGGGUAAAAACUAGUUACUUGCAAUGAGCUGGGUUGCAAUAAAGAGUCAUUUCACCCAAGAGCCCCCUGUAGUUAAAUAGUAAGACUCCAGGUAGAGCUCAGAAGAUUAUGGACACACUCAAGAGAGUUGUGUUUGAAUAGCGACCUAAAACAUGGUAAGCAUAAUGCAAGCUGGUCGUAAAUGAGGCAUUUAUAGGAUAAUCAGAGCGUCCAAAUGAGCAUAGGCUCAGCUGAUAUCCUGUAGGGGUUUAGCAUCGUCCUUCUGCAAUCUGGCUUUCUUUAAGCGUCGCUACUAUCCAGGAGAUGCGGCAGGCUAAGCCGGGAAACGGGAGCAAUGUCUCAUGUUGGGAACCAACUCCCCGGGCAGACACCAGGGUAGAUUUGCAAGGGUUGAUACCCGAUGGCUGUUUCUGUGCUGCAUAUUCAGACUUAAUAUGUCUCCGGCUCAUCCGCUCGGUCUGGGCCUGUCCCAGAACCAGGGUGCCAAGGCUCUGCAUUGGAUUGGAUUUGGUAAGCGACUUACUGGGGAUCUAUUUUGUUUCUGCUUAGAAGGCUGCAGCCGUGCCAGAAAUUCGAAAGAUUGCGUUGUGGGAACGGAACGUCUGCCAUCCCUCUGACAUGGGCAGCUUGACACGCGUCUCUGCCAUUUUAGAUGUGGGUCGCCAUGACAGUAUCAUGGAGUCUUGGAGUCUCAGUAUUAAUAGGGGUCACAGGGUGAGGACUGGGAUUACCCCUACUCACUGCCUGAGUAGGCCUCAUCUCGGACAACGAGAAAUACCCCUCCAAGGGACUUGAACACAAUUUGCAAGCCUCGCCUCGGUGUGCCUUAAUGCAAAGGGCAUCAGCAGCCAGUCAUCAGAUCAGUACAAAUUCAGUGUUUAUGGGCUUAAAAGGUGAAAGAUUGCAGGAGCUGCUCUUUUAUGCAACUUUUCAUCAUGGCAGUCCGGCCCUGCCGCCAUCCCCCCCUUCCAAUGUACUUUUAAAUAAGUUUGUUGCUAUCAGGCUCAUGCAAAGAUAACUCAGAUAUACUGGUAAAGACAAUACAGCAGUUUCUAAAGGUAAUGGCAAGUCUACAAGUACGAGGUAAGUACGGCAGAACAAUUUUCUAAUUACCUUAGUGACUACUUUGCCUUGUGUAUUUUUCCUUUGCUUGACAAAACUUGUAGAGUUUUAUCUCUUCCAGCUCAUCGCGAGACAAGAUCUAUGGAGGUUUCAAAUGGUUUUGCUGGAUCCUCCAUAGACCUCAGUGUUGUGCUGUCUUGCACCCUCCAGAGUACAGCACUAAUAUAUUCUGUCCUCUGAAGCUCUAGAUGAUAAUAUAAUUUGCACUAAAGAUAGACUUGGACAUAAUGUGUGUGUUGGUAAAGUUAGGGAUCACUUCUAAGUGCAAACCUGCUAAAACGUGAAGCGGAACCAAUUGUGUCUAAAUUAUUGGCUAAUUUCUCAUGUUCUAGGUAAAUGGAACAAGUACAAUCCUUUUGCAAAUUGUUUAACAAAGGAACCAUAACAUGGAAUUGUCUUUUUAUUGCACAGGAUUGAGGACAACGAUGGAGAGUUUUUGUUAAUAGAAGCUGCUGAUUUCCUGCCUAAAUGGCUAAAUCCAGAAAACAGUUCAAAUCGGGUAAGAGAGCAAAGCAUCUUUCACUGCGGUGUACUGCCCAACUGCAUCCCCUUUCUUAUAGGUGUUCUGUUCUGAAACAAAAUAAUCUUUAUAACAAUACCCUGGGGUUUGAAUCGAGUACUUAUUAUUAUACAAGCUGAAAAGAUUAGCUCUAAAUGGCUCUCCAAAAAGUGCUUAGAAGGAAUAUGGCUGCUGAGCUGUAUCUUGCGUCCACAUUUCAUAACAGACAUUGUAACAUUUAUCAUUCUGUCUCAUCAGGUUUUUUUUUACCAUGGAAAACUAUGCAUCAUCCCAUUGCGCCAGACUGAUGAAAAACGAAACCACUCAGCAACCAAUAUAGACCUAACGCAAGCUCUGGCAUUAUUAUCUGCCCAUUCAGACAAAUUCUUGGCUGCUGAUUCUGUUUCAAAAGCUGUCCGGAGAAGGCUAGAAGGGUAUCUUUUGUUUUUAACUAUUUUGCAAUAUUAUUUAGUUUUAUACAUAGUCUUCUUUCAUGAUCCAUCUACAUUUGAUUUUUUUUUUUUUUUUAUCUUUUAAUUGUUUUUAUUUUUAUUUUUUUAUAUUACUAUUUUGUACAAUCUGAAAUAUACAAAAAAAUAUGGAAAUCUACUAAACAAAAUGUUUCACAUACAGCUGAUGGAAGUCAGGUAUAAGGUAUAAGUGUAUUUAUUCACUUAAGUCUUUAUUGUAGCUAAUUAAAAUUGGAACUGUGUCUUAGGUUAAAAUUUGACAGAAUAACUAUUAUUGCCUAGAGUUUGUAAUUUCCAUUUUACAGUCAGCUGAUGCACCAAGCAAUCAGUAGCUCCCUUUCAUAUAAACUGCUUGAAAAAUGUGCGUAUGGGGGGCAAGAUGUUCCGGGGCUGAAGCAACAAACAGUUUAACAGUUUAAUGGUUAGGAAGCAACAGUGACCUCCUAGCAUGAUAACAGCUACAUUUUGUUUAUAGGGACACUAUGGCACCCGGACCAUUUCAGCUCAUUGAAGUGGUCUGGGUGCAAUCUAAAACAUUGCAGUACCAGAUAAACUGCAAUGUUUAUAUUGCAGCACUAAGUCUGCCUCCAGUGGCUGUCUACCAGAGUCACUGGAGGCGCUUCCUGGAUCCUUACGGACUUUUGGUCUGGUUACUGAUGCUAAAGUCCUCACAAUUUGCUUGAGGACAUCCAGUGUCCACUAUUUCUCCAAAGGAUAUCAUUGAAUCAGUGCUUUAAUAUGGUGAGGCCUAAUGAACCCAUGGCACUCACCGCGCAUGUACAUUAGUGCCAGCUCGUUAAGACGUUGGAAAAGGCGGAGCCGAGACCAAACUCCAAGGGACAUUAGCGCUAGGAUCAGGUAAGUAAAUAGAGGGUUUUAAGUCCUUUAGUUACUGGAAGCGGAGGGAGUGGCAGAGGGUGCUAUAGUGCGAGGAAUACAGCUUUGUAGUUGUAAGUUGUUGUGGUGUCCAAACUGUUUCUUUAAAAUUAUAGCAAGAAGUGUGAACCACAAGCCGUUUGAUAGUGGUGUUAGGAGGUGUUCCAAUCAUAGAAAAAUUCUGAAAUGAAUAAAUUUAUUGGAAACCUGUGUUUUAUAUAAAAUAUCCUCCCUCUAACACUUUUAGAGAAGCCUUGGAGGAAAUGGCAAACCUCGGGCCAAAGAAAUUUAGCGUAUUAGCUACCAUUAAAAUCUCAGAUAAACCUGCAGGAAAAAUACGGUGUGCUAAAAACUAGAGGUGUUAUGGUUGUGUAGUACUUUAGGAAUAAAAUUAUUGAAUCCCUUCUCAAUCCUUCUAUGAACCCUGUUUAGUUCUUAAUGUUUGUCUACUGCAAAACCAAAUAUAUAGGUUUAUAGUUAACCCACCCUAGUCCAGGAUGAAUAUCACAUUCAAAUGUGGGUUGAAUACUCAUAAUUGAAAAAUUCUCCAAGCCAGCUAUUUAUUCAGCUCUACAGUUUUUUUUUUAAAUUAUUAUUAUUUACCGGUAUAUGCCCCUUGUAUCAGUUCAUAGUUGUGACCAUUUCUUGUGGCUUCAGCAGGGAUUAAAAAAAAAUGGAAAGAAACAUUUUAUUUUUUUAAUUUUUAAAUAUUUUUAAAAAUGUUUCCUCUAGGUACCCGGAUAAAAUUAAGGAUUCUCUGCACCGAGCCCAUUGCUUUGUUCCAGCUGGAAUUGCAGCUGUUCUAAGAGAGCGUCCACAUCUGAUAUCCGCAGCCAUUCAAGCUUUUUAUCUCCGAGAUCCCAUUGACCUGAAAGCCUGUCGUGUUUUUCAUAAUUUUCCUUCUGAAACACGAGUUCUUACAUUAGUAAGGAUACUUGGUGUUUUUUUGUUUUUUUUUUCCAAUAGAACAAUAAUGUGUAACUAGUUUUUUUAAACAAAUUUGGAACUGCUCAUUGGUUUAAAACAAAAAAAAUGGGUACAGUUGUGCCAAGUGUAAAACAAACGUUAAAUAUUUUUAAGGAGAAGAAAUUAGUGAUGUGUUUUUUUUUUUUUUUCUUUUUUUUUUUUUUUUUUCAGAUCUCUAAACUUUCAGACUCAUAUGGUUCUAAUUUACACAGAAAUGUAUCCCAUUUAUUUGAUCCCCUACACAUCUAAAGGACGCUUGUGUCACUCAAACAACUUUUAGCUUAAUGAAGCGGUUUUGGUGUAUAGAGUGAAUCCCUGCAGUUUUACAGCUCAAUUUUCCGCCGUUUUAGAAGUUAAAUCACUUUGUUUAUGCAGCCCUAGUCACACCUCACUUUAUGUGACUUACACUUCCUGUAAAGAGUAAUCUAAUGUUUACACUUACUUUAUUGCAAAUUCUGUUUAAUUUAGCGUUCAUGUCCUGCUCUGUUAAAGGACCACCAUAGGCACCCAGACCACUUCAGCUCAAUGAAGUGGUCUGGGUGCCAGGUCCCUCUAGGCUUAACCCUGCCUGCUGUUAACUGCUAUGUUUACAUAUGGGUUAAUCCAGCCUCUAGUGGCUGUCUCAUUGACAGCCGCUAGAGGCGCUUCUCACUGUGAUUUUCACAGUGAGAAGAUGCCAGCGUCCAUAGGAAAGCAUUGAGAAUGCUUUCCUAUGGACUGACUGCGCACGCGGCUUUUGCCGCGCAUGCGCAUUCAGGCAAUGACGUCAGAAGGAGGAGAAGAGUCCCCAGUGCCGAGGGAGCCCGGCGCUGGAGAAAGGUAAGUGUUUAACCCCUUCCUCCAACUUCAGCCCAGUGGGAGUGGGGCCCUGAGCGUGGGGGCACCCUCAGGUCACUAUAGUGCCAGGAAAACGAGUUUGUUUUCCUGGCACUACAGUGGUCCUUUACUAGCUUGCUAAAUGCUGCAAGAGCAUCCUGUAUGCAAUUAAAAUUAAAUUUACUGAGCAGGAUAUAAAAACUUUUAAACUAAGUGACACCUGAUUGAAAUUUAAACCAUUUUGUUUUCACGCAGGCUGUGUCAGUCACAGCCAGGGAAAAUAUGGCUAGGGCUGUAUAAACAGAAACAAAAGUGAUUUAACCCCUAAAUCUCAGAAAAUUGAGCAGUGAAACUUAAGAAGCAUGAUCUAUGCACCAAUACUGCUUAAUUAAGCAAAAGUUGUUUUGGUGACUAUAGUGACAAUUUGAAAUUUAUUUUUAUGAAGGUUCAUUUUUAAUCUCUUAAACCCUGAGCAGUCAUUUCCCUGGAUGACAAAUCAGUAAUAUAUAAAUAUCACUGUUGGGGUCUAUAUAUCCAUUUCUAUCAGAUAUCUCCAUUAACAUCACUGGUUUUGCACAAAAUCUAGUGAGAAAAGAGGUUGAAUGCGUGCUCCAUACAGUGGAGGUUUGAAUGGGGGGGGGGGGGGGGAGGGAACCUUGCUAUUUGGUGUCCAACUUUAAACCAGAUGUGUUAUUUGCUGAAAAAGAAAGAUGCGCCAUUCACCCAUAUUUGGUUGUAAUUUGUUAAUUAUUAUUCUGUUUUGUCUAAAAAUACUGAUGUUCUUAUAAUUCUGAUAUAACAAACUAUAAAGUAAUUGUAAAACCAAGUGUCAAAUUGUGUUUAACAGGUUACAUUCACAAAGUGUUUGUAUGCCCAGCUGAUGCAGCAGAAGUUCCAGCCAGACAGACGGAGUGGUUAUACACUUCCUGCCAUCUCACACCCACAGUACAAAGCACAUGAGCUGGGAAUGAAGCUGGUAACAUUUUGUUCUUUCUUUGUCUUAUGCAUGAAUCCGCCUCUGUUUUAGCCAUUCGAGAACCAAGAGAAAAAUCACUGUAUAAUAGUAGCACUCGGUGAAGUACAAAAAAAUAAAUACAAAAAUGUGUGUGUGUGUGUGUGUGUGUGUGUGUGUGUAUAUAUGUGUAUGUGUGUAUAUAUAUAUAUAUAUAUAUUUAUUUUUUUCCUCUGGAUGUGUGUGUCUGUAUGGAAAUUCUCAAUGUGUUUACACUAUCCCUUUAUAAUGGGCUAAUGGCUGUUUAUCAUAGGAUCUAGUGAAGAAGCUUAGCUAGUAAAUUCUCUGCUAUGUAUUCUCAUUAACAUAGACUAGACAGACCCAAAGAGUGUCUGCAGUAGUGUCAGCAUUUAUUGAUCUGUUUAUACAAACAGGACCCAUUUCAGAUCAAGGCUUUUAUCUACUCAGCAAUGUCCACUAUAUGGCAGAGAUAUAAAAAAUAAAUCUGUACCAACUCAAAUGCAAGAACACAAAGUAUAAAUAAAAUGUAGAAAGCAAAUGGCAUCAGUUAAAAGGGGUAUGUCAGAUUUUUGCUUGAUUAUGUUGCCUGCUGAAUUAGUUAGCAUAGUUAACAUAUUUAUUGCCUGUCUUUCAUAGGCUCAUGGUUUUGAGAUUCUUUGUUCGAAAUGCCCCAGGCCUUCAUCAGACUCUAAACGCUGUCCCUUACAGAGUCCUCUCUGGACUGGAUUUUUAAACACCCUGAAGAAAAAUGAUUAUUUUAAGGUAUGAACUUGGUAGAGGUUAAACAUGUAAAAGUUAUUUCUGGUCCAUUGUGUUGUGGUUUAUUUUGAAAAGGCAUAUGUAUGGGAAUAUUUUUUUAUUUUUUUUUACUGAAUCCUUUAAAUGACAGGUGGGCAGUUUUUAAAGGGGACACUCCAGGCACCCAGACCACUUCUGCACAUUGGAGUGGUCUGGGUGCCAACUCCCAGUACCCUUAACCCUGCAAGUGUAAUUAUUGCAGUUUUCAUAAACUGCAAUAUUUACCUUGCAGGCUUAAGUCCUCCUCUAGGCUGUCUAGUAGACAGCCACUAGAGGAGACUUCCACACGAAAAGUGGUUUAAAACGACGCUGGAUGUCCUCACGCUAUGUGAGGACCUCCAGCAUCGCUGAAAUCCCCAUAGGAAAGCAUUAUUCAAUGUUUUCCUGGCACUGGAGAAUCCCUUAAGCAUACAUUUAAAAUGCAUGAAUACAUUCCCAUUUGGAAUCUCCGAUACAGAAUUCACUUUUCUAUAGACUAUAUGAUUUACUCCUAAAGUUGUGAAAUCAAAUCCUGUUGGAAAGAAUUGAGGCUUAGAUAGCAAAGCUGUGACCGUAUUGAAGUUGCAAAACUUUCCGAAUUGCCUAUUUUUGCCUACAUUUUGCAAUUCAGAUUUGAAUUCAGCGUUUAGUGAGUAAAUCCUUUCUGUAUUGACCCCACGUGGGCUAUGUAAAGUGCUUUGAGGGUUAACUGCACUUCUAUAAAAGUUCUUAGUGGCACAUUCCAAGCUGUCAGCCAGAUAGCAGGGUUUCCUGCCUCACUCAUUUUGAAUGCCCAUUCAAAGUGGAAGGCAGUGUUCCUUCUAGGGAAGCACUGGGUUAAAGUGAUGAUCAAAAGCAGAUCGGGCUGUGUUGAGGAGACUGUCUCAGCUCUAGACGAAAGACGAGUUUAUUUUUUUCAUGAAACAGGGGCCCUAAAUGUAAAAAAUAAUGGAUCAUUUUUACUGAUGACGUCACGUUUAUUUCAGGGAGAAAUGGAGGGUUCUGCUUUGUAUUGUGAACUUCUUAAGAAGGCGGAAAUUUACUUCCAGCAAUCAGUGCUCAGGCCUGAAAGGUAAGCAGCAUUUCUUCACAUCUGUAAUUAUGGUACGAUCCUCUGGUGAGGUUUUUUCCCCAUCAAAAAUUAAAUGGUGAUUUGUUCACUGGUCAAAUCAUCCAUUUUGUCCUGACAUUCUGUUUGCGGAAUAAACCCAGGAAGCAUGAAAACCAUGACUAUUUGUGAUAGUGUUUAAAUAUGCAAAAAUGGUGAACAUUGGAAAUAAUAGAUAUGAUUUUGAUACAUGUAAUUAUGAUACUUUUAUACAUUAAGGUGUGUAUACAUUUAUAUACUUUUUAAAUUGGUUGUAUUGAAUUUAUAUGUGCUAAUUGGACAUUUACAAUAUAUUUCUUGUAGCUUUUUGCUAUUGUUUGAGAUUGGUACUAUACUAAACUUCCAGACUUUGCUUAAAUGCACACUCCUGGCAACAAUACAACUUAUUUUAUUGCAUUUUGGCCUCAUUAAUAUGCUAUACAUAUAUUAUUUAAUUGCAUUAAAAAAAAAGAAUGCUGCACUAUAAGCAUGUCUAUUUAGCCACACCCCCUCACUCCAGAAAAAGACUUCCUUAGAAGACGUAUGCACACAGUUCAGCCUACAGAACUACAAAGCAACCUGCAUUAAGAGAGGACACCCAGGAAGGCAUAUAGUAAGCAUAUCACUACCUGUUUACAGUUUCUCUGACUGUCUGCAGUCAGUUUGUGAAAUGAAAGUAGCUCACUCAGUGUUGUUGGAGCUGAAGACUGUGUGCAUACAUUUGAUAAAGUAUUUCUGGCAUGAGGGUGGUGUGGCUAAACAGACAGGGUUAUGGUGCAGCAUUCUGUAAAACAUUUAUUUUUGUACAAACUGUAAAGGUUUUAGCAUACAAAUACUGCAUAUUAAUACGGCAAAAAUCUAUUGAAUGCAUUAAAGUUGGAUUGGUACCUGGAGUGUCCGUUUAAAGUAUUCUUGGAAUCCUUUACCUCUACAGCAUAAAAGACCAGUAAAAGAAGAUUUACAAGGCCGGUGAAAGAACCUACAAAUGGGUUUUACAGUUGAAUUGUGAGAUUAUAAUGGCUGCAACUCCAGAAUGAUUACUAAAAAAAUAAUAAUUCUAUAAUGCCUGAAUGAUUGCUCGGUCUUCAAACAAAUAUGAAUUUGUAUGGGUUGAUUAAGGACUGCUUUUUAUAAGGCCAUCCCACCUGUUUGUUUAUGAUGGUUAGUGAAGGAUCUGUUAAUGCUAUUUGUUGUUUUCCCUAUACUUGGUUGGACUGCUAGCUCUGUAACUGAGAGCCCUGGUGAACAAGUGCUGUGCCUGCUGAAUACACUAUCCAUUAACAUAGAAGAAAUGAAGAGGAAUGAGGGGAAUCUGCCACCAGAUGAAGGUAAAUGAGUGAGGAAAACUGGUAACAUUUUUACUUCUGAGUGCAUACUGUUGUACUUUAAAAUAUUUAAAGGGCCUCUAAAAAAAAUAGAAUUAAAGGCACACUAUAGCGUUAUUAAUACAGACAAGCAUGCUCUCUAGGAGUAGCAUUUAAUUGAGAACCAGGUCUGACUCUUUGUAACAGAGGAAGCACCUCUGGUAACUGUCUGCAAGACUGCCUAGAGGCGAGAUGAAAACAAAAUUGUAUCUCUAAUACUAAAGUAUUCUCUGCCUCCACAGCCCCCAGCAAUGAAAGGGUUAAAUAACCCUUCUUCCCCCCCACUUACCCAAUUCCAGCGACAGUCCCUCCCCACUGGCUCCAUCUCCUCAGAAAUCAGCGCCGUGGGGGAACACAAUACAUUAGGCCUUCCCGAUAGAAAAAUAUCACUUCACUUCCCCAUUGGAAAGCACUGAAUCAGUGCUUUCCUAUGAGAUUUUUCAACACACUUGGCAUCCUAAUGCAAAGCGUGAGGACGUCCAGCAUUGUCCGUGAAGCCAUGCUUUGCUAUGGGAAUGGCCUUAUGUGUUUGCAGAUUUGUAUUCAUAACACUAUAGUACCCCUUUAACACUGCAAUGUAAACAUUACAUGACUAAGGUGGACAGGGACAUUUCACCCAGACCACUUCAAUGAGAUCAAGUGGUCUGGGUGCUUUUAGUGGACCUUUAACGUUGGCCAUUGUAGCAAAAGAAGGCAACGUACUAAUUAACAUUAAGGAAGUAGUCGUCUGCAUUUUGUAUAUUGUGUCUAGAAUUCAAAUUAAAGUCAAUCUGGUCAAAUCAUAUUUAUUUUUUUAUUUUAUUUUUUUUUAUUUUUUUUAAAGUCUGUAUUUUCAGUUUGGUUAUUUUGGCCUGAAAAUCUGAACUUUGACUUUGAAUUCCUAACAAAUCACACUUUCGUGAAUAAUCAUGACUAUAUAUAAUUGCUUUUUUCCCCCCUCAGUAUCUGAGGGUUUUCUGAAAUUCCAUGCAUUCGGGACUUUUGUUAUCAUACCACCAUAAUAUAAUAAAAAUAGAUAUAUAGUAUAGUUAAAAACAUAUUCCAAUGGGGGCGCCACAAUCACAAACGUGUGAAUAUAGUUACCAUACUUGUUACAGGUGUAACCAUGUAAAGAGAUGAUAAAAAAAUAAAACAUAUAGUGAAGUAUUUAAUAACACAGUUUAAAAAAUAAUAAAUACAAAUAGGUACACUCACAAAUAUAGUGGCACAAAAAAGACAUAUAUCUCAGUUGUGCUAAAAAGCUUGUCAGCCCCUACUGGGCUAAAUUCCCUUUACAGGUGGAUCAGACUUCCAAAGCUCCAGAUGAUAGUCUUCUCUCAGAUGGACUUUGAAAACAGCAAAUUUAGCAGAAUAGAGCUGUUUGCGAUCCCAAAUAUCUGUGGGGAUGCUGGCAGCUUUGUGUACAUUACACCAUAAUGUAAUGCCUUCUUUUAGAAUGUACCCAUACAUAACACAUAUAAUUGUUUUAAAGGACAGAUGGAUACAUAAUACAGUAUUACCACUAUCGUAAUAGAGCUCAUUAGGGCGUUAAAUAGGCGCCUGCCUACCGGGCUCUGAUUGGCUGUUUACACCAGGAGUUGGAGUUGUCAGGACUCCACUUCUUCUGGUGCAGUUGGACUGUGAAGUAAGUGUCUCUCUCCCUCCCUUUUUCCCCUCCAGCAGCAGCACAGACACAAAGGCUGGUGGGAAGCACUGCUUUACUACCAGGUGCUGCCGCCAUGCUUACAUAGCCAAGGACUGGCUCCCUCCUGCAUUCUUAUCUUUAAGACUGGGGGCACCGCUUUACCAUCUGGGGCUUGCCGUCGAUAGCUCUUGCUCCUCCUCAUUAGAAGAUUGUAUAAUUAAAAAUCUGAAUGCAGAGCUAUCUGCUUCAAUAUACAUGUUUUUCUAUUAAAUCAAAUUUUCAUUUUACUGUUAAAUGUUUUUUAAAAGUAAUCCUUUGGUGGCAUCUUGUGGCUAAACUCUCUUCUACACUUGUAAUUUGAGAUUAGCCUCAAAAUAGCCAAUUUAUUUUACUCAUAAAUAGGAAAAGGUCUAUAUGUUUUAUUCCCUAUAUAUGGUAUUGUGCACUUAUUUGGAGGUAGAAGAGCCAUAUACACAUAUUCCUAUACUUGAGUAACAUAUUUAGGGACAGAUUUUAAUACAUGUGUAUUUGACUGUGUCAAAUCUGGCACCCCACCAACGUGAAAAGUCACCAUCCGCUAUUGAAAUCAAAAUCUGUACAUUUGCCAACACAAUAUACGGAUUACAUUUUCUGCUCUUAUUUUAAAUUAGUGUGUACCAUGACUAGUACACUUAAACACAGUAUCGCUUUGCUAAUAAGUCAAUGUACAUGUUUUAGAAACUAUGUAUUAUUAUUAUUAUUAUUGGUAUUUAUAUAGCGCCAACUAGUUCUGCAGCGCUUUACAAUAUAGCAACCAAAAUCAUUAUAUUCUCUAGAAUUUCAUUUAUUAGUUUUGUUCUCCACAAGCCUUCUCAUCCAUGGAUUCAGCAGCAACAAAUGUUGUAUGGAAAGUAUGUGACUUAAUCAGAUAUGAACGAAAUCCCACUGCAGAGGGUCACUGUUGGUGCAUGAAAUCCAAUAAAAUUGCCAAUUUAUCUAAUUUCUGUACUGUCUGCCUGAUCACAUUCCCACUGAGCUAAUGUAUUUGGUCUGUUUAAGAUGACAGCUGGUUGAAUAUUUCUCCGGAAACACUGGAGCAGAUCUUACAAGAGGCUGCAGGCCCCAUGGAAUCUGUUCCUGCUUCCGCUAUCAGUGAGCAGAAAUAUGAUUUAUCCGAAGUGACAGAGAGCAUGAAAGCAUUCAUAUCAAAAGUCUCAUCACAUGAAGGAGCAGAGGUACCAUGGUAGGUUUUUUGUGUGUGUGUUUUUAUAUAUACACAUCACGUAUGUUUUAAAUGAUCAGAAACAUAACACUUUUUAUAUAUUAUAUUACAUCUUUGCUGUACUUUGUCAAUUAAAAAAAAUAGGGCCGCAUUAGAAACCAGUUUAUUUGGGGUGUUUUUUUUCUUUUUUUUAAAUUAAAAAUGUUAAUCACUUAUAAUAAUAAUAAUAAUAAUAAUAAUAAUACUAAUACAACACAAAAAAAACAAACACAUUUAAUCUGGAUUUGCUCUUCAUAUUUACUGAGGGCAAGUCCGGUUGAAUUUGGGUCAUUUCACCUAAAUGAGCAUAUCUCACUUGGUGCCAUUUCAUGUCAGGUAUAAAAUACUCACAUAUAGAGCCUAUAUAAACUAUAGGAUUUGCACAUUUAUCAAACACUGAAUUUAAAUUACAUUCCUUCUGAAAAAAUCCUGUAGAAUGCAAUUUUGUAUAAAUAAAUUCACCUGCAAAACUUGUAAAAUAAUCUGCAGUAUGUCACAAGCAGGCAAAGGGUUAAAAUAUUAAAUGAAUAAUAUUGAUGAUAUGAUUUUAAAUGCAUUUUGAAACAAAAUGUGAUGCUUGAAUUACAGUAUAAUGCCAUCUAUGGAGUUAACUCCCGCCCCACUAGUGAAUGAUCUAAAUUGGCCACUAUCUGCUUACAGAUUUGGUUUUGCCAAACUCUGUAAAUUUGGUUGAACUGGACUUUCAGGCAGAUAGUGGCAAAUUCUGUUGAAUUUGACCAUUCAGUUACACUUUUCCAUAAUUCAGUUCCAGAUAUUAUCUGUUGGAUUGCAUCUGGACAGCCUGAUAUCUGGCUGCUUUGCAAAAUAUAGCCAUUGAUAAAUCUAUUAUAUUUUGCUAAUCCAGACUGUGGGUGUUCUGACGUUUGUGAAUAACACUGUUGGAGACGUUGCAUCUGGUUGUUUUACCAGUUUCCAAAAUGUGUUUAUAUAUAUAUAAUCACCCCUGACUUUAUAUUUUGAACACGGGUAGCACCUAGGCCUUGUUUUGUUUUUGCAUCAGUAAGGAGAGUGCAAAGCUACUAAAUAUUGUGUGUGUGUGUGUGUGUGUGUGUAUAUAUAUAUUAUUAUUAUUAUUAUUAUUAAUAUAUAUAUUUUUUGCUUUUUAUUCCUUUUUAAUCCUCAUUCUUCCGAUUUAUUUAUUUUUUCCUUUAUAACCAGGGAAUUGCCUGAAACUCCAAUUACUUUCGAUCUAGACUCUUUUAAAAGAGCCUUGCAAAAAAUUUUGGGUAAGUUUUGAUGGAUUCCUUUUCUCUAAGAUUUUCUAUUGUUGAACUUUUACUGUUUAAUUUGGAUUUGAUGCUUUUAGUAUGGGAGAUAUAAUAUAUUAUAAAAGUGGAGCAUUGCUGCAAUUGUAUGGCCUUGCCCCAGAAUAGUGCAUGAAAAACAGGGUGAAUGCAAAUCUAUUUAUUUUUUGUAACAAAAAUCCAAUAAAUCAGAUUUCAGAUUUUUUUUUUUUUUUUUAAAUGUUUUAAUGAUUUAUUUUAAUAAAAUGCUUUUGGAGGUUAUAUAGUCCAAUAGUUAUUCAGCAUGAAACAGGGACUAUUUAUGUAGCAUGAGGCUGUAUGUUCAUGCAAAUAAAUUACAUUAUUACAAGUUAAUUGAACUUGUGGCUGUAGAGCAAACAUGCACCUUUUUUACAAUGAAAUGUUAUAAACAUACAAAGUUCAGAAAAAUACCUUAAUCCCAUUGUUAUUCUGCAAAUCUAUGUACACAAAAUGAACACCACCGUAUAGGGUUACUCCAACCACCAUGGCCACUUCAGUGAUUUGAAGUGGUCAUGGUGCUUCUGUAUGUGCAGCUUCUCAGUUUGAAAUUCUGCACAUUCUGAGAUAUUUUAUAUUGCUGUCAUGGGUUUAACUCCGCCUCCAGCUGUAGCAUUUAUCUGUCAUGAGCUAAGACAAGAGUUCCGGGCUGGCUAAUGUCAAUUCUAUGCAUAUUGUUUGUACAGAGGGUCAUUCAUUGGCUGAGAACACUCAGCUGACGCUCUCAGCAAAAAUGAAUGACCAGUGGAAUCUACAUCUACCUUAUGUAGCUCUGCAAAAGUCAGAUGCAUCAGAGAAAAUAUUAAAAUUAUGAGCAGCAAGAAUGAGCCAUUUAAAUUGAAUCUUUCUGACUAGUGAUUUAAAUCAAAUCCACCGUGGUGCAAAAUAUAGUGCAACAAAGCUUAACCGUUCCUCCAUUGAAUUAAUUGAUACCAAAGCCCUUUCUCUUCUUUAGACUGAAGCAGGCAAUUGUCAUUGUGUUUCUCUCCCUCCCCCCAAGCACAUUAGGUGGGUCCAAAAAGAACCAGGCCCUCUUCUGCAGUUCAAAUAAUGUGGAAGUUUCAUUCUGCAGUAUUCAGCCUCUGGAAGUGGUAGCAGUACGUUGAAGUGGUAUUAGAAUGGCUUUAGUGUCAAUUUUCAGGGGUGUCGAUUGAAUGAUUUGACAAUAGAUUUUGCCAAUUAAAUGUUUUACAUCUAAAUAGGUGGUGUUUAUGUAUUCUAUAGUCUUCUUGUGUUUAUACUAAUCAUUUCAUGUAUGGUUUUAAAAGUAAUAUUUACAAAGUUCACUUUAAAUCUUUAUCUACAUGUUCUUCUUCAAAUGCACUGAUCCCAAUUCAUAGGGUCUAGUCCAGAGGAGUUGGAUUCAGAUGAUCUAGACUCAGAAGAAGACUUUGAAUUGUUGGAUAGUGAUGAGGACGAGGGAAUACCACCUACAUCUGAAGCUUUAGGUAGUCUGCGGUCCUACAUGGAUGUUAUGGAUCAAGAAUUGGCUCAGACAAAUAUUGGGAAAAGUUUCACAACAAAGACAAAGGUGAGAUACAAUAUAUUUUCAUAUGAAACUAAGAGUUCAGCAGGGUGAUUUGUCCAUAUGGAUGGUAUCAGACUAUCCUGGGUUGGACCCUAUAAGUUAAGAAUAACAAUAACAAGGGAAUCCACCUAACAGUAAGGAUCUAUCCUACAUUAAAGGGACACUCCAGGUACCCAGACCACUUCUGCCCAUUGGAGUGGUCUGGGUGCCAACUCCCAUCACCCUUAACCCUGCAAGUGUAAUUAUUGCAGUUUUUAUAAACUGCAAUGAUUACCUUGCAGGGUUAAGUCCUCCUCUAGUGACUGUCAAUAAGACAGCCACUAGAGGGACUUCCGGGUUCUUAAAACACGAAAAGUGUUUUGAAUGGUGCUGGACAUCCUCACGCUAUGCAUGAUGACCUCCAGCGUCGUCUGAACCCCCAUAGGAAAGCAUUAAAUAAUUGAGGAGCGUGGGCGGAGCCUGACCCAGCACUGAGGGACAUCGGUGCUGGAUUCAGGUAAGUCACUGAAGGGCUUUUAACAUGGGAUUGGGGGGUGGUAGGGAGAUGGACACUUCAGGAUUCUGCAGUGCAAGGAAAACGGGUUUGUUUUCCUGGCACUUGAGAGUCCCUUUAAAGUAUGCUGAUCCUUACUCCGUCUGGGUGGGUGUCCUUCCUUGUUCUUGUUAUUUUUAGAUUACACACCAUGCCAGUGAGUUACACUGUGAACAGGAAAACCUGACUAGAUGGCACUAAGAAUUUUAGCUAUGCAUGUGUGUAUCAGAUAAUUUUGGAAUGCAUUAACCUUUUAUGUGUGCAUUUUCAUAACCCCCUCAAACUGGGAACCUACUUAAGGCAUUGCAGGAUUUUAAACUUUCUCUGAUAAAUAUCCCUGGAGAGAACCAUUAUGAUCACCAUUACAAUGGAAUAUUGGAGUAAUAACUGUAUUAAUUCCAUGAAAUGGCAAAUAUCCUAAAACACUUUCUCUUUUGAACAGAGACAGUCUGCAGAGGCAGGAACCUCUACAACCGACCAAGUUAACCCGGAGGAAGACCUUUCUACUGAAGAACCAUGCUUUGCCCCAGUGGAUGUAGAUUUAAAUCUGGUGACAAAUCUGCUUGAAUCAUACAGUUCCCAGGCUGGACUGGCAGGCCCCGCAUCAAAUCUCUUACAGAGUAUGGGAGUCCAUCUACCUGACAAUACGGACCACAACACACCUGCAGACACUAUCCUGCACUGAUUGAUCUAAAUCAUAAACUGUAGGUAUAAUAUUUAAGAGUUUCAAGGUGAACAUUUUCCACAAUCAACCUCAAAUGAAAAGCCCUUAUUUAUCACAUCUUAUCUCAAAUCAUACACCACAGUAUUAUUCACAACAAUGUAAACUUGUGAGACGAAACCGGUGAAAAGUCUUCAAAUGUAUACUAUCCAAACUCACUUUUUAUGUUCCUAGAGGAUUUCAUCUUGGUUACCUGACCCCUAUGUGCGUUUCUUUUUAAGGGAUCCUAAAUCUGGUAAGAUUUAAAUAUGAAGUUUCACACUGAGAAAAUGUGCAAGAUUCUCUGGGGCUUAAUAUUGAAUACACUUAGUUCUUGAAUAACAUCUCAUUUUAAAAGCUAUGGCUAUGUAUGUAAAAUAUAUUUAGUGCAGAUUAUGUAUAAAGGCUUUAGACACCUAAUCCUAUUUCUUCUGGUAACAUAUAUAUUUUCUCAAGAAAAGCAAAAGGUUCAAUAUAAUUUUCCUGUUAUUUGUAAUAUUUUUAUAUGUGAGUCAAUAAAAUCUAAAUAAAUACAUGCUGUGGUGUAGUAGUAUAUGUUGAAGCAGAGGGCUGAGCAUGAGUCCCAGGAAGCUUUGUUAACUCCAGGACUACUGUGUAGAAGUGUCAAUCACCCCAGCUGUCUCUUGUGACAGGCGCAAGGAAUUUGCUGUCUAUGGAAGAUCUUGUGGCAUGUACAGUGACC